Messenger RNA from Coniosporium apollinis CBS 100218, 2730 nucleotides. RefSeq lists its product as uncharacterized. Gene Ontology annotation, molecular function: shikimate 3-dehydrogenase (NADP+) activity; 3-dehydroquinate dehydratase activity; 3-phosphoshikimate 1-carboxyvinyltransferase activity. The transcript is spliced from 3 exons. The coding region runs from base 1 to 2730 and encodes 909 amino acids. The record is from RefSeq and is a predicted model, not a curated record. Gene Ontology annotation, biological process: chorismate biosynthetic process. Lineage: Eukaryota; Fungi; Ascomycota; Dothideomycetes.
AUGGCCGCGGCUGUAUCCGGGACGAAGAGGUCCUUUGCUUUCAUGACAGGAGAUGGAUCCGCAGCCUCUCUCACUCCAGUGAGAGACUACCGUCCUUCGGCUUCACCUUCAAGAACUCCGUUGCGACUGGAGAGGGGACGGUCUACAGGAUGGGAAGACAAUGGAUCCCGAGCCAGUAGUAGCCCACCCACGCCAUUACCGACGCAGGCAGCAGAGACAUUGCCUCGGUCGUUCGACCAGGAUGCCUCAAUCGUGCUUGUCGGUGUUCGUGGAACAGGCAAAUCUACUCUCGCUGUCAUCGCAUCUGCAGCCUUCCAGAGACGCGUCGUGGACACCGACUAUGCCUUCCAGGAGACGACCGGCCACUCGAGCGCGGCAUACAGGAAGAUGUUUGGCGUUGCAGAACACAACAGGCAGCAGCAAGAAGUUUUCCGCUCUGUGCUUUCAAAGCAUAGCAAGAAUUGCGUGAUUGUCUGCAACACUGGAUCGAUGGAGCGCAGCGGACAAGCUCUUCUAAAAGAGUACGCGAAAACACACCCUAUCAUACAUGUUGUGAGGGACUCAAAGGGCAUACGUGAUUACCUAAAAGUCCCAGAACAAAGUAGGGUUACGGAUCUCUUGAAAGUCAGUGGAGCUAUUUUCAGAGGUUGUUCGAACUUUGAGUUUUAUAACCUCUCUGAAGUCAAUCAGAGCGCCAAGGCGGUGCCGGUAGAAGCAGGCGGUGACCCGUCCGCCCGCGAUCUGGCGUCUGGCCAGAGGUCACCCACACCUUUCCUCACUUUGAAGAGAGCAGAAAAACACUUUCUCAAGUUCAUUACCCUGGUGACUGCGAAAGCCAAAAUGCCUUCUUUGGAGUCGGCAUUUCCCCUGUCUCAGGUGCCGACCGAAGCGCGGCAGUAUACUUAUGCUGUGUGCGCGCCAGUCUCAGUUCUCUCGACUGAGGACCUUGAUGUUGAGGAUGUGGAAGUUGGUGCCGAUGCGUUUGAACUAGUCGUGGACGACCUUUUAAACAUGAGCAAUGGUGCCUCGAAACCGAUGUCAGCCAGGCUUGAUCACAUUAGCAUGGCUUUCUCUCGUGUGAGGAGGAACACGAUUGUACCUGUCAUCUAUCACACUAGCAUAACAGACGCCGCCAUCGAGUCCGUACGCUCCGCAUACCUCGAUUUCGUCCGCCAGGGCCUACGGCUAGCCCCAGAGUUUGCGACCGUCGAUCUUUCCUUGAGCGACGAUGUCAUCUCCCAAAUCGUCAGCGUAAGAGGGCCCACUCGAAUAAUCGGUCACCUGUCUCUUUACGGCGAGGAUGCUCCCGGGUGGGACGAUGCGUUCUGGUCAACAUCCUAUGAACGAGCCGCCAGACUAGGGUGCGAUCUGGUCCGGCUGUUGAGACCUGCCAGGACGAUGGAGGACAAUGUUGCGGUUCAACGCUUUCGCGAGAAGAUGGCCCUGGGUCGUUUUCGAUUGCCCUUGAUUGCGUACAACACCGGCUAUCGUGGCCGACAUUCCGCCUUCCUGAACCCUACCUUAACGCGGGUCACACAUACUAAAUUGCAAAAGAGGUUGCAAAAGGUUCAAGAGCCUGACAAAGAUAUCCACGGAUACUACCGGGAAAGACACCCAUGUAUCACUGCGAAGGAGGCCACCGAAGCCCUUUACGCCGCUUUCGUAUUCGAUCCAAUGCGUCUGUAUAUCGUAGGGGCAGCGUCAGGCUACAGCUUAUCUCCGGCUAUGCACAACGCUUCCUACAAGGCUUGUGGGAUGCCGCACCACUACGAGACUCAUCAAGCUCCGACGCUCAGCAACCUAAGGGCUCUAGUACACGAUCCGCAUUUUGGAGGAGCAGCUAUCGCCUUGCCGUUCAAAAUCGAGGUGAUAGCGAUCACACAUUCGCUCAGCCGUCACGCUAGGGCCAUUGGCGCUGUCAACACGCUUAUACCAGUGCGACACCUCUCACCUGACGGAAGCAUCCCAGAUGAUAUCAGCUUAAUUCGCGAACGCAAUCAAGCCGGGCCUGUCAAGGCACUCUAUGGCGAGAACACAGAUUGGAUUGGAAUAAGAGCUUGUGUACGCCGAGGACUAUCGCCUGCAAACGCCGUUCAACCCAAGACGACCGGUUUAAUUGUUGGCGCGGGCGGAAUGGCUAGGUCGGCAGUAUACGCACUGUUACAACUUGGCGUCAAACACAUCUUCGUCUUCAAUCGGUCCACGGCCAAUGCUGAGAAGCUCAUUACACACUUCUCUCGGCUUGUUUCGAGCAACGACAGCACUCCCAACGGGUUGCAUGCCUCAACUACCACAUUCGCCGGCGCAGAGUUCCACCUGAUCAAGUCUCGGGAUGAGCAAUGGCCAGAAGCCUUCCGCCAGCCCACCAUCAUCGUAUCCUGCAUACCCAGCCAUAGCGUGGGAGACAACCCAGCUCCCAACUUCACCCUUCCUCCGCAGUGGCUCAAGAGCCCUACGGGAGGCGUUGUGCUCGAGGUGGCAUACAAAACCCUGACGACACCUUUACUCGACCAACUUAAAGCCGAGGCGCACAGAGGCUACGUUGCCAUGGAUGGCCUGGAUCUACUACCAGAGCAAGGAUAUGCGCAAUUCGAGCUGUUCACGGGCCGAAGAGCGCCGCGUCGGCUGAUGAGGACGGAGGUUUACCGCAGCUGGAAGGACGAGGAAGGCCAGACGGACCAUGCGACCCUUCAGACAAGGUUGGAGAACGCGACGGAGCAGGAACCUUAA